AUGUUUGAAAACGAGUACGUGGGCCUCUUUGUAUUGGACGGAAGCUUGAGUACAAGUCCUGAUCAUUACCACAAUGCAAGAACUAGAGCAAUUGGGUUCAACGAACGAAUUGACUACAUCAUCUUCUCGUGCACUGCCAGGAAUUUUCUAGAUCCUGGAAGCUGUCCAGUGGAAGACAUGAAAAAGUGCAUGAAAGAUUUGAGUGACGUUAUCGCCGCAGUGAUUGACUUGGGGCCACUGUCAAGGACCAAUACGCUCGAACAAUUCAUCCAGAAACUCCUUGUCGACAGGGAAUCGGCUCAGUUGAUCUGCGAUACUGCUGCUACGGGAGACGCUCAAGGCACACUCAAUCUACUACAAGCGGAGAUCGCAUCAGCACUGGUGUCAAACUGGAAAGAUUCCAAUGACGGAAACAGGUCGCAGCCAACGUACACCCCCCUUGAGCUUGGUGAUCCGACCGUCACUUUAUACGGGAAUCCAGAGUACUUCAUAUUGAAUGCAGCGAAUCAAAUCUCUAUUCAGAUGGUUCGAGGACAGGAUCGUUCCGGUCCAAUCUACGAUGACGACAGGCUGGUGAAAGAGACAAUGGAAAUCAAUGAACGAUACAACGGCGCGGGGUCCGAGGAACCGGGAAGACAGUUCUUGACCGAGUAUCUGUUCGGCUACUUCUGGCCCAAGUCCUCUCCAAUGCCACCACUUGGCAACCCCUUUACUUCAGGCAUAAUCGCAGGCAUGUUGUAUGAUCCCCGCACUCCUUAUACAUGGACACAAGAAAUGAAGGUUGGGUUCCCCAUCACUCAUUUAUUGACAUCUCAGUCCACUGGGCAUACCCUUGCUGCAUCAGACCCCGAUUGCCACAGGCUCAUUGAACAGUACUUCCAAGUUGGUUACCCAACAUUUACAGAUGGGCAAGUCUGUGAGUUUGGUUUUGCGGAUGACACUGACCUUUCCUACGUUUUCACUGCAUGA
This is a messenger RNA of Seminavis robusta, 969 nucleotides long. The record is from the annotation of a GenBank genome assembly. Lineage: Eukaryota; Bacillariophyta; Bacillariophyceae; Naviculales; Naviculaceae.